Kuraishia capsulata CBS 1993 is the source of this 1686-nucleotide messenger RNA. RefSeq lists its product as uncharacterized. NCBI's taxonomy places the organism in Eukaryota, Fungi, Ascomycota, Pichiomycetes, Pichiales, Pichiaceae. The record is from RefSeq and is a predicted model, not a curated record. The coding region runs from base 1 to 1686 and encodes 561 amino acids. Gene Ontology annotation, molecular function: myo-inositol:proton symporter activity. The transcript has a single exon. Gene Ontology annotation, cellular component: membrane. Gene Ontology annotation, biological process: transmembrane transport.
AUGUCCCACUUAAAGAACGUUACCUCUCAGGUAUCCAACAUUUCAGAAAUAGAUGUCAAGACUGACAAUGCUGCAGAGAAAAUAGAAGCCUUGGAGAAACUCCACGGCGUAGAUCUUGAUGAGUAUUUUCUAAAGUAUGAGCAAAUGUACCAGGAGUCACAGGAAAAUAUGAGUUUCUACGACAAAAUGGUAUCUCUCGAGAUCAAAAUCCAUUUCAAAAACAAAACACACAUGGCGUACAUGCUUGCCAUUUUUGCCUCGGUAGCGGGAAUUCUUUCUGGUUGUGAUCAAUCGUUGAUUUCUGGUGCUGCGCUGCAAUAUCCAGGCGCUCUCAAUGCUAAUAGCCAUGAACAAUCUCUGGUUUCUUCUCUGAUGGGUCUGGGUGCAGUCGCUGGCUCCAUCAUCAUGUCUCCCUUGAACGAGGCUGUUGGAAGAAGAACCUCGAUCAUCGGAUCCUGUAUCGCUUACACUAUUGGUGCGGCGUUAUGUGCUGGUUCCAUUGAUACGGGCAUGUUGUAUGCUGGUAGAUUCAUCGUCGGGGUUGGUAUCGGGUUGGAAUCAGUUGUUCCAGCUUACGUAUCGGAAUGUGCUCCCAGUGCUUUCAGAGGUAGAAUGGUUUCGCUUUAUCAGCUGUUUAUUGCUGUUGGUGAAGUUUUUGGCUAUUGUAUAGGAGCAAUGUUUGAAGACGUCCACGGAGGAUGGAGAUUCAUUUUUGGUUCUUCCCUGGUGUUUUCUACCAUCCUGUUUAUUGGUAUGUUCUUCUUGCCCGAAUCGCCCAGAUAUCUUGUCCACAAAGGCAAAGUCGGCCUGGCAUAUGGUGUUUGGAAAAGGCUUCGUGAUAUGGACGACGUCAUCAAUAAGAUUGAGUUUUUGGACAUGAUCCAGCAAUUGGAACAACAGGAGGCCUCAGAAGCCCAUUCCAAUAAACGGAUGAUGUGGUUGGACUUCUUCACUGUACCCAGAUGUAGGAGAUCACUCAUUUACGCCAACAUCAUGAUCUUUCUGGGCCAGUUCACAGGUGUGAAUGGUGUGAUGUACUACAUGUCUACUUUGAUGAAAAACAUUGGCUUUAGUGACAAGAAUGCUGUGAAUAUGUCACUCGUUGGAGGCGCAUCUUUGAUGUUUGGUACCCUUCCUGGUACGCUGUAUAUGGAUUAUUGUGGCAGAAGGUUUUGGGCCAACACCAUGCUGCCCGGACAAUUUCUCGGUUUGCUCUUGGUUGGUAUUGGAUACUUGAUUCCCCUAGACAAUCCAGCCUCCAAAGGCGUUUAUCUUACCGGAGUCAUUCUAUAUAUGUUGUUCUUUGGAUCCUAUGGCUGUUUGACCUGGGUCGUACCAGCCGAGGUAUAUCCUACGUAUCUAAGAUCUUACGGUAUGACCUGCUCUUCGGGUUUGUUGUACCUGUGUUCUUUCAUCAUUACUUACAACUUUACCAGGAUGACCGAGGCCUUUACCUAUACUGGUUUGACACUUGGGUUUUAUGGAGGUAUUGCGUUCGUUGGUUGGAUCUACCAGCUGUUGUUGGUUCCAGAGACGAAGGGUAAAAGUUUGGAAGAGAUUGACGAUAUUUUCUCCAAGCCCACCUCAGUUCUCAUAGCCAUCAACAUCAAGAACAUUAAAAGAGACUUUUACAACAUUUUCCACGGGAACUUCAAAGAAGUGGCCAAGGGAGAUAGUGGAAUUUGA